Drosophila persimilis is the source of this 1709-nucleotide messenger RNA. RefSeq names its product discs overgrown protein kinase (gene dco). Gene Ontology annotation, biological process: signal transduction; peptidyl-serine phosphorylation; endocytosis. The coding region runs from base 272 to 1591 and encodes 439 amino acids. Lineage: Eukaryota; Metazoa; Arthropoda; Insecta; Diptera; Drosophilidae. Gene Ontology annotation, cellular component: nucleus; cytoplasm. Gene Ontology annotation, molecular function: protein serine/threonine kinase activity; ATP binding. The transcript is spliced from 3 exons. The record is from RefSeq and is a predicted model, not a curated record.
CUGUGAGCAAUAAUUCUUAUCAGAGACAAAAUUGAAAAGAACUGACGCUGCACUUUGUUUUUGGAGACAUACUCCAACAAUAAAGCCCUGAAGCUGAAGCGACUGCCUAGAAAGUUAUAACAAGAAGGCCAAAAAGCCGAGGAGAGGAGCUCUGACGAGAGGACAGCGCAAGCAGCAGGCAAGGCACCGCAUAUCCACACACAACACUGUCUCUCUCUCUCACGUAGAGGUUAAGCACUCUUUCAAACACACACACAGAAGCACAGACAAAAUGGAGCUGCGCGUGGGCAACAAGUACCGUUUGGGCAGGAAGAUCGGAUCGGGAUCCUUCGGAGACAUUUACCUGGGAACCACAAUCAACACUGGCGAGGAGGUGGCCAUCAAGCUGGAGUGCAUCCGCACAAAGCAUCCCCAACUGCACAUCGAAUCGAAGUUCUACAAGACAAUGCAGGGCGGGAUCGGCAUACCGCGGAUCAUCUGGUGCGGCAGCGAAGGUGACUACAAUGUCAUGGUGAUGGAGCUGCUGGGCCCCUCGCUGGAGGAUCUGUUCAACUUUUGCUCGCGCCGCUUCUCGCUGAAGACGGUGCUGCUGCUGGCGGAUCAGAUGAUAUCGCGCAUCGACUAUAUCCACUCGCGCGACUUCAUCCACCGCGACAUCAAGCCGGACAAUUUCCUCAUGGGCCUCGGCAAGAAGGGCAACCUAGUAUACAUUAUCGACUUUGGCCUGGCCAAGAAGUUCCGCGACGCCCGCUCCCUGAAGCACAUCCCCUAUCGGGAAAACAAGAACCUGACGGGCACGGCCCGCUACGCAUCGAUCAACACACACCUGGGAAUCGAGCAGUCGCGCCGCGACGAUCUUGAAUCCCUGGGCUACGUCCUCAUGUACUUCAACCUGGGCGCCUUGCCCUGGCAGGGCCUUAAGGCGGCCAACAAGCGCCAGAAGUACGAGCGCAUCUCGGAGAAGAAGCUCUCCACCUCGAUAGUGGUGCUCUGCAAGGGCUUCCCGAGCGAGUUCGUCAACUACUUGAACUUCUGCCGGCAGAUGCACUUCGACCAGCGCCCCGACUACUGCCACUUGCGCAAGCUCUUCCGCAACCUGUUCCACCGGCUGGGCUUCACCUACGAUUAUGUGUUCGACUGGAAUCUGCUCAAGUUCGGGGGCCCGCGCAAUCCCCAGGCGAUCCAGCAGGUCCAGGAUGGCACCGACGGGCAGGUGGGCCACGAUGCAGUCGUCGCGGCAGCUGUGGCGGCGGCCGCCGCCGCCUCCUCGCACCAACAGCAGCACAAGGUGAACACGGCGCUGGCCACAGCGGGCGGCAGCACGCAGCAGCUCCUCGGCACCAGCUCCCAGGGCGGCCAGACCCUAGCGAUGUUGGGCGGCGGCGGGAAUGGAGGCAGCCAGCUUAUUGGCGGCAACGGAGGCCUCAACAUGGACGACUCGAUGGCGGCCACCAAUUCAUCGAGACCGCCCUACGACACACCGGAGCGCCGUCCCUCGAUACGGAUGCGCCAGGGUGGCGGCGGCGGUGGAGGCGGUGUCGGCAGCAUCCAGAGCGGCGGUGUGGUGGGCGACGUGCGGAACGCUAAAUAAUAUUUUAUGGUCUAGAUGCAGCAGCGCUGGACACAGUAGACAAAAAACUCAGCAACUAUACGUGUAGAAUACAUAGUUAUAUAUAUAUGACCAAUAUAUAUAUACACCAACACACCCA